AUGGCCGAAGCAAUCAAGGAAACUGUCUCCAAUCUGAUCGGCAAGCUUUCAGGCUCCUCCAUCGAGGAAGCUCCCCGCGAGCCUUCCACAGAGGAAUUUCAAUCCCUACAGAAGAAAUACACCGAUGCCGGACAAGGCCACGUCUUCGCCUUCGCCGAGGAACUCCCUACCGCCGAUAAAUCUCGGCUAUUCCACCAGCUGUCCAACUUUGAUGUCAACCGCAUCAAUGAGCUGGCCAACAUCGCCCUCAAUCCUCCCAAAACCGAAGAGACUACCUCCACCGUUGAGCCUCUUCCAGAGUCCGCUACAGCCUCCAUCAUUGACUCUGAUGCUGCCGAUCUUAAGAAAUGGUUCGAUUCGGGUUUGAAGGAGGUUGCCGAGAACAACGUUGCUGUGGUUUUGAUGGCUGGUGGUCAGGGUACUCGUCUUGGUAGCUCUGCGCCUAAGGGUUGCUUUGACAUUGGUCUUUUGAGCCAGAAGUCUCUUUUCCAGCUGCAGGCUGAGCGUAUUCAGAAGCUGCAAGAGCUUGCUCAACAGACUCACGGUGUGCAAUCGGCUGUUAUUCCCUGGUACGUUAUGACCAGUGGACCUACCCGUAAGCCCACAGAGGAGUUCUUCGAGAAAAGCAAGUACUUCGGUUUGGACAAGAACAACGUCUUCAUUUUUGAACAGGGUGUUCUGCCUUGUAUUUCUAAUGAUGGCAAGAUUCUGCUCGAGAGCAAGGGCAAGGCUGCUGUUGCCCCCGAUGGAAACGGUGGAAUCUACCAGGGUCUAGUGACCUCCGGUGCCCGCGAGGACAUGCGCAAGCGCGGCAUCAAGCACAUCCACAUCUUCGGUGUAGACAACUGCCUGGUCAAGGUAGCUGACCCAAUCUUCAUCGGUUUCUCCGCCGCCAAGGACGUCGACAUUGCCACCAAGGUCGUGCGCAAGCGUGACGCCGCCGAGUCCGUCGGCCUGAUCGUUCAGAAGAACGGCAAGCCCGACGUUGUCGAGUACUCCGAGAUCGACAAGGAAACCAGUGAAGCCAAGGACCCCAAGCAGCCCGAUGUGCUUAAGUUCCGUGCCGCCAACAUUGUCAAUCACUACUACUCCUUCCGCUUCCUCGAGUCUAUCGAGACCUGGGCUCACAAGCUUCCCCACCACGUGGCCCGCAAGAAGAUUCCUUGCGUUAACCCCGAGAACGGUGAGAGCGUUAAGCCUGCCAAGCCUAAUGGUAUCAAGCUGGAGCAGUUCAUCUUUGAUGUCUUCCCUCUUACUCCUUUGGACAAGUUUGCUAGCAUUGAGGUGCGCCGUGAGGAUGAGUUCUCUCCCUUGAAGAAUGCCCGCGGCACUGGUGAGGAUGACCCCGAUACCAGCCGGGCCGAUAUUCUCAAGCAGGGUCAGCGCUGGAUUGAGGCUGCAGGUGGUGUUGUCAUCACUGAUGGUGAGGCUUUUGGUGUUGAAGUUUCUCCACUGAUCAGUUACGCUGGUGAGAACCUCGACUUCCUUGCAGGUCGGGAGAUCAAGGCUCCUGCCAUCCUUGAGCGGGAAGAGUAA
Molecule: messenger RNA, 1536 nt
Organism: Penicillium angulare
Lineage: Eukaryota; Fungi; Ascomycota; Eurotiomycetes; Eurotiales; Aspergillaceae
Product: UDP-N-acetylglucosamine diphosphorylase
Exons: 3
Coding region: 1-1536 (511 amino acids)
Biological process (GO): UDP-N-acetylglucosamine biosynthetic process
Molecular function (GO): UDP-N-acetylglucosamine diphosphorylase activity
Source: RefSeq, a predicted model, not a curated record